CGUAUUAUGGUCUAUCUGCCGGUCAUCCACUGUGCAAAAUUUUUUUUCGCGAUUCGUUUCGAAAAUCGCAAAAUAUUGUAAGGCGAUCGGACGAGAAAUAUACAGGUGUGCAAGUCGACAGGAUCGCUAAGCGAUAAUUUUGCGAUCGCUAUCGGGCUCGUAUAUAUGCAUCGUGCAACAGGUGAGUCGAUUUGAAACUCAUCGUGCAAAAAAGGCGAAAAAUAAUGGCGAAUAGAAUGGGCGGUAAGAAGGUAAAAAGGAGGCAGGACGAAAAUAUUGCGUUUGAAAAAGUCAAAUGAUCGUUGUUUGACGAGAGAAUCCCCGACUGUCGUUUCGCCGGUGAUUACAGGAGAUAAGCAGUCUGUUGAACCAAGACACGUAUGGUGAUAUCAACUAGAAGAAUGUCGAAACGACCACUGGGGCCAGUGGAUCAAUGGCUGGCUAAGGAAGGUUACUUCAGAAAGCCCACUCCCAGAGAUCCAACCUGCUUAUUCAGAGCAAUCAGCGAACAAGUGUAUCACACUCAACAUUAUCAUUUGCGAGUGAGAAAAGAAUGUACAGAUUUCAUGAGGAAAAAAAGGCACUUGUUUAGUGAUAGUAUGACAACAUCAUUUGAUUAUUAUCUGAAAGAAAUGCAGUGCUUCACAUCAUGGGGAGGACCAACUGAGAUUCGUGCAAUGUCUAUGCUUUAUAAAAGAGACGUAGUCAUAUUUGUUGGCGAGAAGCAGAUAUGCGAUAAUUUUACGAAUUAUAAUUUCAAAAAAGGCCUUAUAUUGUUAUGUCACACAGAACCGAAACAAUACGAGCCUGUUUACCCGAUGGCUUUUGUCCAAUCGGCUGCUUACUGUCAAUCUAUUGUUUAUGAAGUUGUAUAUAAAUACAUGUACCAAAUGCCUAACAUAAAGACUGUUGCGGAUAAAAUGCUGCAUAAUCGAAAUACUGCAAUUAGACAUGACAAAUUUUUUCAGAAGGGAAAUUUUGAUAUUAGAGAACAAUUGAUUGAAGAUUUAUAUAAAAAAGUCAAUGAACAUAAUGAUAGUUCGGAUGAAAUGCAAUCUGACUGGAAGGGAGGACCACCUAUUCCUUAUAAAGUUGCUAAAGCGCUAGCUCCUGAUUAUUAUCGCAACAUAGAAUUGGACAUAUGGCAUGAAUUGAAACGAGAGGUAAAAUCCGCAGGCUGGAACAGGUACAAUAGUAAUGAGCUUCAAGUCGGUGGCGAAUGUUUGAUAGAAAUCAAUAUAAAUGAUCUAGAACAAUGUGACAGAAAUAAUAACAAAAAAUUGCUCGCUAAUUCGUCAGAUUGUGGUGUUAGCGAAAGUAACAUUGAGAGUAGUAAGCAGCAGAAAUUGAAGCAGGGGUCUCUGGGGCUUCAGGGUUAUAUACAAGAAAUGCCUACAAAUAAAGAACCAGUUCUAGUCUUCAUCAAAGAUCUUGGAGAAAAAAAGUUAGUGCCAUACGAUGCUCUGAAACCACUACCUGUAGUGAGGAAAAAUAAGCAGAGAAAUUGGGUGACAGUCAAUAGAAACCAUACAGUUAAUUCGGAUUCAAAUCGACGAUGGAAAAAAUACAACUCAUUCUCACGAAAGAAGAAAGAUGCCAUAAGUGUGGCACAUGGAACAAGUAAUACAAAUAAAAAUAUAUUAACAAAUAAUGAUGAUAAUAAUAAUAAUGUUGAUAGUGAUAAUAUCAACGAUAUCAAUAAAUCUAGAAUUGACGAGCAGAAUGACGAACUUUCUACAAUAGAUCGAUGCCAAACAGAAAAUCAGUCUGUAGAAGAUUGUUGUAAUCGUGCGACAAAUGUGGAAGCUAAUAAUUUACCUGCGGUGAUUGCCCAUUCACAAUCCACAUUGCCAAACAGUGAAUCGCAGAAAGUAGAAGAAGAGCAUAAAAAAACAGUAUAUAGAAAGGUGAACAAUACUCCAAGAAACAAAACUGAAAGAUUUAAUUAUCGUCGUAAUAGUCUUCAGAAUUCAUGCUCAAAAUUAAAAGCGUUGGAUGAAAAUUAUUGUUCACCUUGCAAUAGUAACCAACAAAUCAAUAUGGGUGGCAAUCCAAAUGUAUCUUAUGUUAUCACCGAUAAUGGCAGUACAUAUCCCGUUUAUUCAUAUGUACCAGGAAAUUUCGGAGAACAUAAUCAAAUGGAUCAUACAUUCGCAACUAAUUUCUUUUAUAAUCUGCAUCUACUACACUUGGAGGACAAUUUUCGUUUAAAUCCUACUUAUUAUGGACCUAUGAUGUAUGGACCAGGUCAUCAUGGUGUGCAAUCAUCUGAAAAUGCUCAUAUGAAUAAUGUGCCAUGUGCACAAGACGAGAUGGACCAUUUUGUUAAUGGGAUGCAGAAUUGUUCGUUAACAUAUAACGAAGGAACAGGUGCUAAUGAUGAAGCUUCCAGCACUUCACAUUGGAGCAUGAAUGGUGCACAAAAUACAGGCCAGCCAAAACAAGGAUCAAAAAGUUUGAGUGGAAAAGAGCCUUCAUAUCAAGUUGUGCAGAAAGGAAAACAGCCUGGAACUGCUAAAGGCAUGGGCAAUAGGGCACGAAAUCGUCAGCAAAAUCGAGGCUCGACGUAUUCGACGCAGCAGCACAUGGGUCAGCAUUAUGGCGGGACUUCGGUGAAUACAUACGAUACGCGUAGAGACAACACACACGUGGUACAGCAUAAUCGAUCUUGGGAUCCGAUGUUGCAUCAGGUAGCACCGAAUACUUCUUCAAACGCUUACGGAUCACCGCAAUAUGCUCCAUCACCGGGCGCAUUCUCCUCUCCGAUGCCUUAUCACGAACUCUCGUCGCAUUAUCCAACAAAUGAUGGUAUUUUGAAUGCUUCACCAUACUACCCACCAGGAAACGGUAACUAUGUACCGGUACCACCGUAUUUACCGCCGCCUCAGCACGUCGACACAGCCGAGAAUGCAACUGUAUCGUCAUAUCCGCAACAUCUUUACUCGCCAACUGAAAAUCUUUACCCACAAAGUCAUCCACAAACUACAGGCCAACCGAUGCUAUAUUCUCAGCCCAUGAUGUAUCCUCAGCCAAUGCAGUACCAUCCUCUUCUCCCACCCGUCCAAGAACAGUGGAAUCCAAUGUUAGGAGCACAGCCAUAUGUACAAUGCGCAGCUUCUGCUCCGGUUCCGCCACAAGCGCAAAUCGCCGAGCCGUCCUCUAAUGGACAAUGUACCACUACUCCGAAAGAUUCGCUUUAAAUCAUACGUGAUAUAGAGAUCGAAGACUGAAAACUAACUAUAAGAUUCAACUUUACUGCAGUAACAAGUGAGAGUAACACUUAAAGCCAUUAAUCACAUAGUUUAUUUACUCGAAAGAGAGAUUUUGAAGACUGAGAGUAUAACUAUAAGACACAAAAUUUAUUGCAGUAAAAUUUAAAAAUAACUAUAGAUUAAAAUUAACUAUUGUAAGCAGUAAUUUUGAAGUAUUUAUAGAGAUUCAGAUUAAUUAUUCUAAAAAAAUAAGAGCAAAAUGUGAAGCAAAAUUGCUUGCGAUUCCUCAUUCUAAUGUCAUCGUCAGAAGCCAAACAAGAUCGUUCACUGUGAUUUUCUGUAAUUACCGUCUCGUAUACAAAACUUUAUAUGAUAUACAAAACAUAUAUUUAAAAUAUGAAGAUAUUCUCUUUUUACGAAUUAUGUACAUGGGCGAAUUUAACCGCUAAUAGAUUAACCUGUAAAAAAAGUGUCAGCUUAUAAUUAAUAGCUUAACAUAUUAUUAGAAAGAGAUCAGCAAUUGAAAAAUUUAAACAUCUUUUGAGACAUGACAUUCAGACUUAUUAAGAAAAACAAAACUGAAAAUUUCACGCAGCUCAACAUUCUUUAACAUAUAUAGACAAUAUAUUUAACAUUUUAUUCAUAAAAGAAAAUCCACGCAUACAAUAAAAUAUGGCAGAUUUGUCAUAAUAAAAUUCUGCUUUUCUCUUCCUUGUACAACUAUUACAUUAGUGUUAUUUGUCGAUACUUUAAAUCACUCAAAAAAAAAAUAUGUUACUGUUAUUCAUUAUGAUUAUUCUAUAUUAUAAAUGUUUUUCAUAUUAUAAGUAAGAUAUCGCGACAAAUAUCGUAUCUUGUUAGAACACGAUAGUUAUUAAUCCUUAUUGGGAUUAUGAAUAAACUAUUAUUAUUAUCAAAUCAUUAUUAUAGUUAUUAUAUAAUUAUUUCGAAAAUUUAAUAAGCAGAAUAUUCGGGCCUAAAUAUAUAAUCUUUAGAAUAAGUCUUUAAGUCUAUAUAAGUUUAAGAUCUUGUAUAAUCUGUUAGUAAUAUUAAGUUUACUAAAGUUCCUUACAACAUUUAUACAAUUUUUACUUAAGAUUAACCUUUAUACAAUUUUUGCUAAAUCUUUGCGAAUAAAUGAUACAAAUUAA
Messenger RNA from Nylanderia fulva, 4363 nucleotides. RefSeq lists its product as uncharacterized. Gene Ontology annotation, biological process: protein deubiquitination. The record is from RefSeq and is a predicted model, not a curated record. Gene Ontology annotation, molecular function: K63-linked deubiquitinase activity; cysteine-type deubiquitinase activity. Lineage: Eukaryota; Metazoa; Arthropoda; Insecta; Hymenoptera; Formicidae.